AUGGAGACGGGAGGAGAAGAGGUUGUUGAUAUAGAGAUUAAUAAUCAAGACCAAGCUGAUUGCUUUGAAUCUGAGCUUAAAAAUCAAGAGGAAACUGUGGAUCAUGGAGAGGACAUUGACAACGGAGAUGAAAGUGAUGUUGACACGGACAUCGACACUGAUGAGAUUCCUGAAAGUUUUCUAGACCUUGACGUCUGGGAAAAACUUGGAAGGAAGCUAGAAGACUUUACUUUAGCAGAAAUGAAACAACUUUCCUUUAGAAGCCACCGCACGUGCAUUCAAUUCUACAAGAUGUACGCUAAGGUCAAAGGGUUUGGAAUUCGUCGCAAGCAUACAACAACAAGCAAAAUUGAUGGGCAUCCAACUUCCCAAAAGCUUUGGUGUAAUAGGGAAGGGUUUCGAGAAGCAAAGCAUUUGAAUAGACCUGAUAGGAAGCGUAAGGAAAAGGCAGUAACACGCUGCGGUUGCAAUGCAUCAAUCAGUUUCAAAUGGGAUCACAGAUCCGAUUCAUGGUACGUGAAAGAUUUUGUACCUGAGCACAAUGGGCAUGACCUGAUUCCUAUGAAUCAGAUGUAUUUCGAAAGGAGCCAUAGAGAAGUCACCGAAGGUGAUAAGUUUCGUAUUAAAGCUUUAAUGAACUCUUGA
This is a messenger RNA of Chenopodium quinoa (quinoa), 645 nucleotides long. RefSeq names its product protein FAR1-RELATED SEQUENCE 5-like. The record is from RefSeq and is a predicted model, not a curated record. The transcript has 4 exons. NCBI's taxonomy places the organism in Eukaryota, Viridiplantae, Streptophyta, Magnoliopsida, Caryophyllales, Amaranthaceae. The coding region runs from base 1 to 645 and encodes 214 amino acids.